Lodderomyces margitis is the source of this 768-nucleotide messenger RNA. RefSeq lists its product as uncharacterized. NCBI's taxonomy places the organism in Eukaryota, Fungi, Ascomycota, Pichiomycetes, Serinales, Debaryomycetaceae. Bases 1 to 768 code for a protein of 255 amino acids. The record is from RefSeq and is a predicted model, not a curated record. The transcript has a single exon.
AUGUGGAAACGUUUGGGAUUCGGAGACACUACAGUUACCAAUGAGCCAACUAUAGAUUAUAAUAAAACAUCGUCGUCGUUUCCAAGUACUCCGACUCCGCAUCGCAGCACAAGAAAUCAGAAAUCACGAUUACUGGAUGAUUUAUCAACUCCAUAUCGAGAUCAGCCCGAGUAUGAUAGUGACGAAGAUGAAGAAUUAAAUCGCUAUCGAUUCGAUUACACAAGAAGUCUUGAUUUUGGCAAUUAUGACUUAGAUGAUGAUUUACGACGAGACACCGAAAUGAUUCGAGAGUGGACUAGGGAAAGCAGUUUAAGAAACAAGUACCUGUAUUUAGAGAGAAAGAAACACGAAGACACGCAUUAUUCACUCCCACGACGAUUUCCUGGAAAGUACCAAAUAAGUUCGAAACAUGAUGUGGAGGAACUGAAAAAUAGCAAGGUUGAUCUAGUGCAGCAGAAUCAAAUUGAUUGUGAAAUCAACAAAUUGAAACAGGAACUACAACAAGAACAACAAACUGAAGAUGAUUUGAUGCCGGGGGGCUCGUUAAUACCACAUAUCGCGAACCUCACUACCAAUGUCCAAGGACAAACAGACUACCUCUUUCAUCUCAAGCAACACAUCGAACUAUCAGACGAAAACAAUGUAAACAACAGGAACGACGACUACCAAACCCUCAAGCAAGAAUAUUUAAAAGAGCUUGCCAAAAUGGAGAAACUCUACACCUGUUACUACAACCUUUUAGAAAAGUAUGUGAAUAAAAAGGUAUAA